GUUUUUAAUUAUUUGUUUGAGAGUAGAUGGAAUUUGACUUCUUGUGGAACGAGUGUUGCAAGCUCCGAAAGCAGUGAGGAACUCUUUUCAUCGGUUUCAUGCGGAGAUCAAGAGGACUGUUAUUCCUUGCUGGACGAUCAGGAAUUCACUCAAAAUGCAUCCUUUGACCUCUUUCCAGAGGGUAGUGUGUGUAGUGAUGUGUCUUCCUCCAUCAGCACCUAUUGGGAUUGGUCUGACAGCGAGUUUGAGUGGCAGCUGGCCAGCAGCGAUUUUGCAAGUGGAAGCGACGUCUUGUCCGAUGUGGUUCCCAGCGUAACGAGUUCACCAUGCCCUAUCCUGAAGAGAAGAAGUAAGCAGCACAGAACUUUGGACGAGCUUCCGUGGAGUGCGAUGACCAAUGAUGAGCAGGUUGAAUAUAUAGAAUACUUGAGUCGUAAAGUUAGCACAGAAAUGGGUCUUCGGGAGCAGCUCGACAUUAUUAAAAUCAUUGAUCCAAAUGCUCAGAUUUCACCCACGGACAGCGAAUUUAUAAUUGAGCUCAACUGUCUGACGGACGAAAAGCUAAAGCAGGUCAGGAAUUACAUUAAGGAGCAUGGGGUCCGCCAACGAAGUGGGCGCGAGAGCUGGAGGAGAGGCAGUCAUGCUGGCUGCGGGCUUAGCGGCCUGAGUGGUGCUAGCAGUAGUAGCGCCAGCUUGGUAAGUUCGGCGAGCAGCAGUGGAUCCAGCGGCAGCAACUCUGCAUCCGCUUCAAGUGCCAAUAUGAGCCGGGCACACAGCGACAGUAACCUGUCCACCAGUGCCGCCGACAGGAUAAGAGACUCAAAGAAGAGAUCCAAGCAGCGCAAACUGCAACAGAAAGCAAUGCGUAAACGCCAGUUGAAGGAACAGCGCCAAGCAAGGAAAGAGAGACUGAGCGGCCUAUUUCUGAAUGAAGAAGUGCUCUCUGUGAAGGUGGCAGAGGAAGAUCACGAAGGAGAUGUGGACAUAUUAAUGUGACCAAAUGUAAACUGGCUAUAUAUAUUGAAUUAUAAAAAUAAUGGAUUAUCCAACCAGUGGGAACGCUGGAGCUAAAAGUUGAGACAGAAGCUAAAAGGGGCUGAUUGCUGUUUACAAUUUAACAUUGUGUACUUUAUUUUGUGUUUUUAAAACAUCUUGGUAAUUCUAUUAAAGCUGCUGAAACACUAAUUUGUAUAGAAAAAUGUUAAAUGUAGUUCAGUCUGUAAGAUAUCCAAAUGACCUGGUGACAACAGAAUGCUUUUGAAACCCUGUAUAUUCCUAUAACACUAACGUGGGCACUAUUUUAGUAGAAAUAUAUUUCAUUUUUUUGUGCUUUGCUGUGGUAUUUGAAAUAUUGCCUGUGGACUGUAUAUAGAUAUUAUAUAUCAGGAUAUUUCAUAUUUUGUUACAAAUUGUUUUCUGCAAAUCCUAUGAAUCUUUGGAAAUUUGGCAGCAUUUGACAAUAACUCAGUAAUGAAUUACUUAUCCGAAUCACCAUAUUGCAUGAUUAUUGCUGUUGACUUUUGCCAUUUUUAUCGAUACAAUCCAUUGUGUUCUGGCUACACUUCAUCUAAAUUGGAUCAGUUGAAUGUUGUUUGCAAGAAUCAGGACCGAGUCUGUAGAAAGGGUCCUGACCCGAAACAUCACCCAUCCUUUUUCUCCAUGGAUGCUGCCUGGCCCGCUCAGUUACUCCAGCACUGUGUGUCUAUCUUUACUCAAAAGGAGCAGUUUAAAAAAAAUGUAUUAACAGAACUGACAAGAGAAAGUUAUAGAACAAAGUUUUGUUUAAGAAAAAAACAAUACUGCUCACGCCAAAAUGAUUUUUUUUCACGACCAAUACAUCUGUGUGGUCACCAAUGGAUAGAAACUUGGGUCGCUCUGAGUGAAACAAAGUGCUGGAAGUGGAUACAGAACUGUUGUUGAUGCUUAUCAACUUGGAAGCCACUAGUCUAGACUGUUGUUUAGAUAUGAGAGACACUCAUGACAAUUGUCUCAACUCAAAUGGAUCUUGCAUGGAUGUAGCUUGAUGCCUCUAGAGUGGCUGAUAAUGGAGACUUAAUUAAUGAACGAUUAGUGCUGGAGUAACUCAGCGGGUCAGGUAGUAUCCCUGAAGGGCAUGGAAUGGCAGCGUUUUGGGUCGGGUCCCUUCGCCAGUGCGAUGAAAAGCCCCAAGCCGAAAUGUCACCUUUCCACAUCCAUCAGAUAUGCUGCCUGACCCGGAGUCACUCCAGCACUUUGUUCUAUGCAAGAUUCCAGCAUCAGCAGAUCCUUGCAACACAAUUAAUGAACCUACCCUCCUAAUUAUCAUUGUUAACUUAAAAAAAAAUGUUAGUUUUCUUCAAAGAAUACUUCACUCCCUUCAUCCACUAGCACUCUGCUUUUCAUUUUUCAAUUAGAGUUGUCAGCUGCAGAGUAAAAAAAUAUGGGGGGAGCUGAAGAGCAUUCGUGUCCAGUUCUUCACAUAUUACAGGCUGGUAUACAUUUCUUUACUGUACCUGUAAGGUUUGUAAACAGAGUAUAAGGUAAUUGAAAAUUGCUUGCUUUCAUGUGUGAAGGAAUAAGUGUAGAAGCAUCAGUAGACCAUGUUGGAUUUUGAUUUAACAAGGUAAUCACUGUGCUCCAGUGAGCAAAUAUUUGUGGCCUUUACCACUGUUUCCUUUACCCUGCAUUGAUUUGUUUAAAAUCUUGCCUUGUGACUUUUGUUGCAAAUAACUGAUACCUUGUUGAAUCCAAACAAGAUGAUUGGCCAGUCAGGUGCAAAAUCUGCAUUAAAAGUAGUUUGAUUUUGGAUAUGGA
This is a messenger RNA of Amblyraja radiata (thorny skate), 2793 nucleotides long. It is a transcript of the gene fam199x, whose product is annotated as family with sequence similarity 199, X-linked. The record is from RefSeq and is a predicted model, not a curated record. NCBI's taxonomy places the organism in Eukaryota, Metazoa, Chordata, Chondrichthyes, Rajiformes, Rajidae. The transcript is spliced from 5 exons. The annotation marks the transcript as partial.